Molecule: messenger RNA, 567 nt
Organism: Lottia gigantea (owl limpet)
Lineage: Eukaryota; Metazoa; Mollusca; Gastropoda; Lottiidae
Exons: 4
Biological process (GO): regulation of transcription by RNA polymerase II
Cellular component (GO): transcription regulator complex
Molecular function (GO): DNA-binding transcription factor activity, RNA polymerase II-specific; RNA polymerase II cis-regulatory region sequence-specific DNA binding
Source: RefSeq, a predicted model, not a curated record
UACAUGUAUCGUCGUUGUCCAUUACAGGUGUAUUCACCAGGUGGUGAUGAUUAUCCACAAGAUUCCCCCAGAUAUACGUCUCCAAAACCAGGAAUGUAUGGAGAUUAUUUUAUUGGUACCGAUGCACCUCACAGUAGCUCCGACCCCUGGUCUUCAAAUAAUGCAUUGCCUUCCUCGUCUUACCCCUCCACAAUGCUGCCUAGCAGUACACAUUACUCUCAGGCUUCAUCUUAUAAUAAUAUGCACCAUCCACAUGACAUGGGUUAUCCUCCAAUUUCUCCAAAUCAAGAAUCAAUGUUGUCCGGUCUUCCACCCAUGUCCAGUUUUCGAGGUCAGACAAUGCCCUCUACAUCAUCUCCGACAGUUAAUGGAUCUGAAAUUAUUGCCAAUCGACCCAAUCCUUCAAAUACACAACAAACUGGGGAUGCUUUAGGCAAAGCAUUAGCAUCUAUUUAUUCAACGGAACACACAGGAAGUAAUUAUGGUGGAUCUAAUCCUUCUACACCUGUUUCAUCACCUCCCCCUAUGUCAGGUAUGUUGAAUGUUCAUCCAAACUUCGCCAAAUAG